Messenger RNA from Uloborus diversus, 1410 nucleotides. RefSeq names its product poly [ADP-ribose] polymerase tankyrase-2-like. Gene Ontology annotation, molecular function: protein binding. The transcript has 4 exons. NCBI's taxonomy places the organism in Eukaryota, Metazoa, Arthropoda, Arachnida, Araneae, Uloboridae. The record is from RefSeq and is a predicted model, not a curated record. The coding region runs from base 143 to 1279 and encodes 378 amino acids. Gene Ontology annotation, cellular component: cytoplasm; nucleus.
AACCAUUUUGUUCUGUUUGGAAGUAUCUUGUUUCUCGAACGGAAUUGACUACGAAUUCAGAGCUCCAAAGAUAUCCUCAAAAGGAAAAAGAAAGAAAUCGAGUAUUUUCACGAAAGUCAAGAAAAGAAAAACUGAAGUCGAAAUGAACUCGGGGGGUGGCCGUGGAGCAGAUGGGGAGCUGCCAUCGAUGUCCAAGCGUCAAUCCCAAGAUGGCGAAGGACAACCUCCCAGGAGACGCCGGCCGGAGGACGGAGCUGCGUCGGAGACGGAUUGGUUCAGGCGGACCGCGUUGCAUCGUGCGGCAUUGAGCGGAGACACGCAGAGGAUCAGGGAGCUGCUGGAAGGAGGAUGGAACACGAGGGCGAGGGAUCUGAAUGGAAUGACGCCCCUCCACCUGGCCCUGUUGUAUGAGAAGGAGGCCGCGGCGGAGUUGCUGGCGGACGCGGACUGCAUCACGGAUGUGGUGGAUUUCUACAAGCGCACCCCUCUGCAUCUCGCUGCCGAGUGUGGGUUCGUGAAUGUCGUCCGUAUCCUGCUCGCGGGAGGGGCGAAUGCAAGUGCGAAAGACAGAAGUGAAAGCACGCCCCUCCAUUUUGCCGUGAUCUCUAGGAUGGAGGCCGCGGCGGAGGUGCUGCUGGAGGCCGCCGCCGAAUGCGACGGGCCGGACAUGGAAGGCCGCACCCCCCUGCACUACGCUGUGAGAGAAGGUCUCCCGCGGAUAGUUCAAUCUUUGCUGUCGAGGGGUGCGCGUUUGAAGCUUAAAGAUAGAGAUGGACACUGUCCCCUGUACUUGGCCCUGUGGUGUAGACAAGACGAUGUGGCGAGGGUGCUUCUGGCGACCCACGCCUGGAGGAAUAUCGAGGUACAUUGGGAGGAGAUGGGGCUCCCACAGGAGCAAAAGGAGCGCGGCGUCCGGCUGCUCUCCGAGUGCGAGGCCGAGAUGAGGGAGGCCCGGGUGGAGGGUCCCGCCUCUCCCUCCGCGACCUCGCCCACCGACACCCCUCCCGCCUGGCCCAACGCCUCACCUCCUCCUCGUCCGGCUGGGGGAGGUCCGGGAGAGGAGGGCCCUGGAGGACCGCUUCCUGCGCUGCUUCCCCCUCCUCUGCCCGCCCCUGCCCACCACCUGCACCGACGUCCUCCUCGCGUGCCUGGCGGACGACGACCUGAGGAACUUCGCCCGGGCCGCAGAGCUCUAGUCCCUGGCGAAAAAGAAAAUAAAGAUCAGUACUUGAACUGUAUGAAUCUUUUGUUUUUGAGUGUGCCCGAGAUAGUUGACUGAGCUUUAUCUGCUGUUUUCGUAAACAAACCAGUUUGUCUUGUCAAGAUGAUUAUUCUGAGACACCUUUUAAAUAGCUUUGUACAUCAUGUGUGAAAUGCUUUGUGUGUAUGAAUCACGUAAUAAAAGGAAUA